AUGAAGCUCUUGGUCAUAUCGGCUGUGCUGGUUGCUACGACAUCUGCAGCCCUUCAGGGCUACGGUUUGCCCUCUCCUUCAGGACCGGUGGGUGGCAAUGGACAUUCACCAGCAGGAACCGUUCAUUCUACGGGAGCUGUCCUGUCGUCGAAUGCUGGUCAUUCUACAGCCGCGUCUUCAGUUAGCGGCAGCCUAGCUGGUGCUAAUCACGGUUUUAAUUCUGCGGAGGCUGGACAGACAAUAACUGGUGUGCACUCGGCUUCUGGCAACGAAUUUACAUCCUCUGGUACUGGUAAUCAGGGAUCCGCCUCUCUUACCACUGGUCUCGGAGUCUCAAAUGCAGGACUGAAUUUUGGAAUAUCUCCAAGUGGUGAGUCCUUCGAGACUCCAUGCAAAGAGGGAGAGGUCCGACACGUGGAUGGUUCAUGCAUUGUUCCGAAGAUUACAAGAAAAGUCUACGUCGUGUCUGUACCCAAGCAAACUCCACAGCCAAGUGACUCACUCCCAGACCUUCCUCCACCUAGGGUUGAUCAUAACAUCCUCUUUGUACGUCUUCCCGAAGGAGGUGUUGGACCUGAUCCUAUCAUUGUGCCACCACCAAGACAGGACAACAUUGUCUACGUCCUCAGCAAGAGGAACCAAAACGGACAACGUGUCAUUGAAGUACCAGCUCCUCCUCCGUCGGAACCCGAGAUUUAUUUCGUCAACUACGAUGAUGGAGAAAACCCAACCCUCCCCGGUGGUUUGGAUCUCGAAACCGCUCUUGGUUCAGCAGUUGAAGCCAAUGGACAGGUUUUCACUGAUGAUACUGGUAACAAUAUUGUUGAUGCAGGAUUCAGUAGUAUAGGCAGUAUCGGAAAUGUAGCCGAGAGUGGUGUAGGUAACUUAAUCAGUGUUAAUGCUGGAGUCUCUGGUUCAGUUUCUCAUGGUUCCCAGAAUGCAGGCAAUGCUAUCCCUUCCUCUUCGUCAAUCACAGUCAAUACGCCAUCUAGCAUAUCCGUAAGUGGGUCAUUCCAGUCUGGUGGUGUAUCUCAGGAUUCCCAAGGUGGUUUAAUUACACCUGUUAACACGUAUACUCCUACACCAACACAAUCCAGUUCUUUCGCAGCUGGAAACACUGGACUCCAAUCCGGAGGUGUCUCUCAAGGUUCACAAUUCACAGGAACCACAACUGGUAAUAUUCCACUCUCUGUAAGGCCCACACCAUCUGGCUUGUAUGUAACCCCUUAA
Molecule: messenger RNA, 1230 nt
Organism: Penaeus indicus
Lineage: Eukaryota; Metazoa; Arthropoda; Malacostraca; Decapoda; Penaeidae
Exons: 2
Coding region: 1-1230 (409 amino acids)
Source: RefSeq, a predicted model, not a curated record